Molecule: messenger RNA, 738 nt
Organism: Sclerotinia borealis F-4128
Lineage: Eukaryota; Fungi; Ascomycota; Leotiomycetes; Helotiales; Sclerotiniaceae
Source: the annotation of a GenBank genome assembly
AUGGUCUCAACACGCGGGCAUCCCAAAGAAUUCCCCGAAACUCCCACCCGCACACCUACUACCCCCACCCAAAGCACUCCAUUCCGCAAAGGACAAUGGGCACAUACACCUUCGAAUCUAACCAUCAUCUGGCUCGCCAUCUCUCUCCCACUCGUCGCAUGGGAUGCUGGAUAUUGUAUGCUGCGGCCUCAUUCUAUGCCCGGCGGAUCACUACAUUGGCCCAUCUGGGUUCCUUAUGAAUUAUAUGGGAAAGUCGAUUAUAUAUAUGGGUGGAAGGCUUUCAAUGAACAUAAUGGAUUUACUGCUGCGCAGACUUUCUUGAAUAUUAUUGAGUCUGGCAUGUAUUAUUAUUAUUUGUAUGUCUUGUAUGCGUAUGGCAAAUCAUCGUCGGCGCAGGGAAGAGGUGCUCCUAAGAAUGCGGGGUUUUUGGGGGAGCAGAGGUUUGUGGAUGGGAAGAUGGGGGCUUUGGCUGUUUUGGUGGGUUAUAGUGCUGCGGUUAUGACCGUUAGUAAGACGGUGUUGUAUUGGAUGAAUGAAUAUUACUCGGGUUUUGGAAAUAUCGGCCAUAAUAGUAUUCGUGAUCUUAUCUUCUUAUGGAUCAUUCCAAAUGGUUUAUGGAUAGUUGUACCUUCAUAUAUUAUAUAUGUGACUGGAAGUGAGAUUCUUCAGGGUCUUUCGAUUGCUGCUGGAGGAGCUACGGCUUUGAAUGAUGAUAUUUCUUUGGUUAAGACGGAAUGA